GAGCGGGCGAACAGACGGAUAGACGGAGGAAGGAAGGCGGGCAGCCAGGCAGGUGGUGGCGGGCAGCGAGUCCGCAGCGCCCGGAGCCUCGCACCUAGCGCACACCGCCUCCGACAUGGCAAACCGAGAUCAGCUGGUGCAGCGAGCCCGGUUGGCCGAGCAGGCCGAGCGCUAUGAUGACAUGGUGGCGGCCAUGAAGUCGGUAACAGAGUUGAAUGAGGCGCUGUCCAAUGAAGAUCGUAACCUGCUUUCGGUGGCCUACAAGAAUGUGGUGGGGGCUCGCAGGUCUUCCUGGCGGGUAAUCAGCAGCAUCGAGCAGAAGACCUCUGCUGAUGGCAAUGAGAAGAAGCUGGAGAUGGUGCGUGCCUACCGGGAGAAGGUGGAAAAGGAGCUGGAGGUAGCGUGCAGUGACGUGCUGGCCCUGCUCGACAAAUUCCUCAUUAAGAACUGCAACGAGUCCCAAAUAGAGAGCAAAGUCUUCUACUUGAAAAUGAAGGGCGACUACUAUCGCUACUUGGCUGAGGUGGCCUCCGGUGAGAAGAAGGCUGGUGUGGUGGAAUUGUCUGAAGCUUCUUACAAAGAGGCCUUUGAAGUCAGCAAGGAUCAGAUGCAGCCUACUCAUCCCAUCCGCCUGGGCCUGGCUCUCAACUUCUCCGUCUUCUACUAUGAGAUCCAGAAUGCUCCCGAGUAGGCCUGCCAGUUGGCCAAGUCAGCAUUUGACGACGCCAUCGCUGAACUGGACACUCUAAAUGAGGGUUCCUACCAGGACUCGACACUCAUCAUGCAGUUACUGCGGGACAACCUCACCCUCUGGACAACUGACCAGCAGGAUGAUGAAGCACGCGAAGGCAACAAUUGAUGGUCAUCCCCGUACCUGCCCUUCCUCCCCGCCUUGCCCACCCACCAUAUGUGCUAUAUACCUUAGUGCUGAUAUAUCUACUGUACACACUCCCCUAAAUCUGCUGUAUGCUCAUCAGAGAAGGAAAGAUGCUGAAGUCUUUGCUGUAUUGGUAUUUAAGCCCGUUUGCUGUAGUUUGAAA
Molecule: messenger RNA, 1040 nt
Organism: Amblyraja radiata (thorny skate)
Lineage: Eukaryota; Metazoa; Chordata; Chondrichthyes; Rajiformes; Rajidae
Product: 14-3-3 protein eta-like
Exons: 1
Coding region: 116-691 (191 amino acids)
Source: RefSeq, a predicted model, not a curated record